CGAAUACUGUUGGUUAUUUUUCAAUCAAUUUCAAAUCGUGACACUUUCACAUUUCUUCCACACCUGACUGUUUUCCAACUAAUAAGUUGGGAUUGUUUUUUUUAAUCUCCUGACUGUUUUAGCAUUUUAGAUCAUCAACAUGAACAGCUCAAAUAUGCUCUCUGCACAAAAAGUGAAGCUGCAUGGAAUGACCUCGACAAAAUGGACCACCAAAGACAAAAUAACACAGUAUAAAGGGUUGAUAAAUUUAUACACGAGAGACAAAAAAAUAAUAGAAAUGGAUAAUAUAAUAGCCCGAAAAAAGCAAGUAAAAGAAGUUAAGAAUUUGCAAAAAGAAAUCGAAAAUAAUAGAAAAACCCUUGAUAAUGCUAUACGUGGCGAUAAACAGAAACUACGGAAUACAUUGGCAGAACACAGACAAAUGCAGCUUGCCUUCCAAAAUGCCCAACCUCAGAAAGUUGUAGACAUGGUGCACCAAGCAAAUUUUACCCAAAGAAAAACCAGGGAUAUUCUGAAAUACAGGAUGAAGUUGAAAUCAGAGAGCUUGAUUGAAUUAAAGCUGAAAUGUUCGGCAUUUGAAGAUAGAAUCCAGUAUGAAGAUAUGUCAUGGCAAACCAUGUUACCAUGUGAGAGACAAGCGCAUCUGAUCACCGGAAAAGUUCAGGAUGCCAUUUUGAAAAAAGAAGCGGCCAUCUACAUACGGAAUGCUUACAAAGAAAUGAUAGCAAUCAUGAAAAAGGAUGCCUUGUAUUUUGAUGCCAUUUUGAUAUCCAUCAAAAACGAUGGUCUGAGUCAAGGAAAAUGUAUGAUAAAUGCUACCAAAAUGGGCCAAUUGGGCACAGAAUAUUUGGACGACAGAAGACAAGAGUUCCAGUUCUUAGAUAAGAUCGUGAAACGAGACAUGAUCAGCAGAAAAAAAGAUUUGGCUCAGGUCCAACAGAAUGUGGAGAAUUUUUCGGAUAAUCUGAAGAAUUUACUGAGACGUGAUAGUGACAUCAACAUGGGAAGAGUAACAAUACAAGAAUCAGAGAGUUAUGCAGAACUUAAUCGAGAUAUAGAAGCCAUCGAACGUACUCUUAGCAUGCUCAAAAACUCAAUAUUCACACAGACAAUCGAAUCCAUCUAUCCUUGUAUAAAAGAACAAUUGAGACAGAGAGACCGACUAGCAAGUCUUGUUGAAAAGUGUGAAAAAAACAGAGACGAUUUAUUGAAAAAGGACAACCACGCGGAAGUUAUGAAAUCUCAAUUAGAAAAUUCCAUGAUCGAAACAACUUCACAAUACAACAAUAAAAAACAAGAGUUCCUCAGCAAUAUCCGCGAUGAAGAAAACAGAAGUAAGGAAACUCAGGAACUUAUCACCAAUAGAUAUGAUCUUUUGGCUAGAGUUAGACUGUCCCUGAGGCAUUUGCAAUACAUAUCCAGGCUACUGAAUAAUUACAAAAAGUCCAUGACAAUAAUGUUCAAGAAAAUUGAAGAAACUUCGGAAGUUAGCAAACCAGAAGACGAUGAAAUAGAAGCGACUAAGAUCAUACCGGAACUGAUCGCGAAAUUCUCCAAACUGGCCACCGGGGCCAAGGAAAUCCUGUCGGGCUCCACCAUGGAAGAGGGCUACAGGAUGUUCGAAUCGAUGAUGCGAGAGAGAAGCAAUUUCGUGCAGGUGGACACGAAAAUAAGCGAGGAAUCGCUCAUAGAGACCGUAUUCGCGGAUGCGCACGUCCUGACUCGCGACGACAUAAAGAAACAGAGCGCAGAGCUCGUGGCUGCCAAUCAGAAUGUGGACGACUUCAAGCCUGUGGCAUCGUCGAAGAAGAAGAAAUUCAGAUUCAAGAAAUGACCGUUGUA
Phaedon cochleariae (mustard beetle) is the source of this 1842-nucleotide messenger RNA. The record is from the annotation of a GenBank genome assembly. NCBI's taxonomy places the organism in Eukaryota, Metazoa, Arthropoda, Insecta, Coleoptera, Chrysomelidae.